ACUCGGUGACGCCGUGUGUGUCUCAGGUUUCGAUCUGUGUGAGGUGGGUCAGGAGGAGGUGGUGCUGAAGACGGGGAAGCAGGCCAGCAGACGCAUCAUGCACUUUGCGCUGCAGUCUCUGCUGGCGCUCUUCGACUCCACAGAGCUCCCCAAGCGGCUGAGCAUGGACAGCUCCUCGUCUCUGGAGUCUCUGUCCUCCUCCCAGUCCGCCUCCCAGCCUCACUCCUUACCCAUCUCCUUCGGCUGCUACCCCCCUCAGCCCUCCUUCUUACCCCCGGUCUGCCCCGACAACCUCUCCUGCGACGCCAUCUCCGUCUACAGCCUCAGCUCCCUCGCCUCCUCCCUCAGCUUCCUGUCCCGGCCCGAACCUGCGGGAAGUGACAUCAUCAGCCAGCGCUCGUCGCAUCAGCAGGAGCUGGAUAGAUCUCGAGGCGGAGGGGGGCUCUACGCCUCGAAUCGCCCCUCUGGCGGCCUCGCUAGAGGUCGACUGAGCGGUCAGGGAGGAGGACUGGCGGGAGAGGGGGAGGAGGAGGAGUACGAGGGGUACUCCAUCAUCAGCAGCGAGCCGUUAGGACGAGGGAGGAGGGAGUGCGACACGCUGCCACUUCCUGCGGGACACAGACACGGCAGAGGAGGAGCUGGGAGGGGGUCUGCAGGGGGUCAUGGGUACCCGGUCACAGUUUCCUCCAAGGGAAGCAUCAGCACGCCGACAUCGCCGAUUAAAGCGCCGCUGCCCCUGAAGGUUCCCAGCAGCCCCAAACCAAAGCAGGAAAU
Messenger RNA from Plectropomus leopardus (leopard coralgrouper), 774 nucleotides. The record is from RefSeq and is a predicted model, not a curated record. NCBI's taxonomy places the organism in Eukaryota, Metazoa, Chordata, Actinopteri, Perciformes, Serranidae.